Messenger RNA from Prorocentrum cordatum, 3588 nucleotides. The record is from the annotation of a GenBank genome assembly. NCBI's taxonomy places the organism in Eukaryota, Dinophyceae, Prorocentrales, Prorocentraceae.
AUGUCUCUGCAAGACUACGACAAACGCCUGGGUAUUUCUAAGGAGCUCGAACACAUAGAUGCCGUCCUCCUCUCCGGAACGCAGACCAAGACCACGUCCUCCUACGAGACGCACUCGACGGCGGAGUUUCUCAUGCUGAAGUUUGGAUGGCAUCGCAGUAAUAAGAACACGACAGGCAACAAAUCAUGCGGCACUGAGAUUUGGCUGAGCAGACGAUGGUUUCGGAAGACACACAUAGUCAAGAUCUGGCAGCCUCCACCCGCUAUUCGCGGCCGUGUAGGCGCUACGCGCGUGAAGAGCGCGCUGUUCGACUUCACCUUCAUUACAGCCUACUUCCCUCCGAGAUCGCAGCGCAUCGCCACUGCCUCCAAGAACGAAGUCAUCAUCGACAAAAUGCUCUGCUAUCUGCACGACAUUUUCUCGAACUUGCCGAAUCGUACUUGCGUGUUCAUCGGCACCGACCUGAACGACAGCCUCGUGCGCACCCACUCGACAGAGGACGACGACGCCACCAUAGGUGUCCAUGCAUACGGUCAGCAGCACUACGCGGGCGAAGCUUUCCACACGUUUCUGAAGGACUACGCCCUGUGCGCGUCGAACACGCACUACCCGUGCGGCCCUACUUAUCACGGCCUACGAGGGCACUCAAGCUACAUCGAUUACCUGGUGAUGCCGAUACGCUAUCUACCGCGAGUACGUCGCCAUAACAUCGCUUACCGACUGACCAAACGACUCCGAGCAUUUCCGUCUCAACGACUACUGGAUCACAUGAUGCUGUACAUCGACGUGGACUGCACCCUAACUUACGACAAACCCCAGACAACGCCGCAGUGGGACUACACACGCAUAUUCUUGGCCUGGAAAGAUGAACAAUUUCCCGAAUGGGCGAAGCAGCUACGCGACGACAUUGAGUCAGACCUGUCUAACUACCUCAAUGAGAACGGCUACCGUGAUAUGGCAGACUGGGCAGAAAGACGCACGAUGAACAGCACUUUCACGAACUACAACAAGCUGAUGAGGCAGGACUGGAAGCAGAGGUUUGGCGAGCUUGUCGACGCCUUGCAGGCAAUGGAAAGGGCCCUGGCAAACACAUGGACUGAAGAUAUGGCACUUCCUGGCGCGGAAGGAGGAAUGGUGGCGGCACCGGUUGAUAUCGAGCACUUCAUCGACACCGCUGCGUCGAACGACGAGCGCUUCUGCCCUUCUGCACAUCAGUGGAGACACGCCCAGUACGACUUCGACGCGAUCAAACCUGCGAUUACAGUCGGAUUAGCACUGCAGUGGCGCCUCACCAAGCAGCAACGAAGCCACAUCGCCACGAAGCACGACAUGACGAACGCUUUCGCUUCAGUGAAUCAUUCCCACCUCGACGACGCCGUGGACAAGAUAUAUAUCCCUGGCGACUGUACGAUCAUGAAAAGCAGACAUCGUCGAGCAGCAUGUGUGAUUAGCGACGGGAUCGACACUCAGGGAUACCAGAACACCGUCGGUUGCUUCAUGGGAGAUGCCGAUGCUGCGAACAAGUUCCGCGUGGCCUUCAUGCAGCCCACUACCGAAUGGAAUGAUGCACUUACUACCGAUACCAUCACAUCGAUGGUUGCGGGGUGCGAGUUCACUGGCACCAACGUCGACCUCAGCGUUCGCAAGUACGCCGACGACCUCACCAAGACCCACAUGUGUCACGAUGCGCAGAUGGCGGCCUACAAAGUUCAACCAUCCGACCAGAUCCUGAACGACAAGCUGCGUACCAUCGGACUGCAGCAGAAUGCGGGGAAACAAAGUUGCAAGCCCACAUUGCGACAGAACGCCUUCCCGAACCUCGCCCUCAUGUCGUGGAUGAGCUCACUGCCCAGCGCUGGAGAGCCCGCAGGCGCAGCCGCGGCAGAAGCGGCACAGCCUGCUCACAAGUCCCGACGCCGCCAGCCCACCGGCCGUGGAAACCAACAGAGCGGGUCGAAGUCCAAGCUGGUGGACCUGAAGUCGCUCGUCCUGGAGGAGAUGGAACUGAAAGAUAUUCAGCGCAUGUUCCCCAUUGUCAUGAAGCUACUACUCAACGUGGCGAUGAGGCAGCGCCAGACCGACGCCAUACUGAUCAAGACGUACCUCGUCUCACCUGGCACGAAAAGCGUCGCGGCGAUCCGAGCUCGCGUUCGCGCAUGGGUAAAAAGAGCCGAAGAGAUACGAAGUACGACGACGGCACCACAGAUCGAUGCGGAGAUGGCGAAGAUCGGCACGAUCAGCACCGCAGCCUUCGCAGGUCUGCUCGAAGGUCUCCAUCAGGAAGGCGCGUCCGUCGGCGGCCUCAACCAGCAGAACCUGACAGCGCUGGGCGAGAAGAUGAAGACCAUGGACAUCAAGCAGGUCGUCGAGCUCGUCCCGCUCGCGAAGGCCAGCGACACGCACGACGCCCCGCAGUGCAAACUUCAGAUCCGCCUCAACCCCGAGAGCGACGUCGACCUCAGUGUGAUUCACGACUCACUCAUCCAGACGGGAGCGAUCUACAAGCCAGGCCAGGGACCGAUGGUGCACAUGGAGAGGAUCUUUCACACGAAGCUGACGCAGUUAGAGGACGUGAUCAUGGGGCAUGGACUGCCCACCUAUUGCAUCCACGAGUGCGCCCACAGCAGUUGUUCAGGGCAUGGGAAGCCCACAUCGAACACCUACGAGCGCUACCCCUUCGCGUACUCGUCCCCGGGGCGCCCCGAGACGGCCCUGGGCGAGGGGGCCUACAACACUGGCGCCCUCCGAGGCGCCAGAGAGGUGGAGCUCGAGGCCGCCCGCCCAGGAUGCUGCCGAGCAGAGCCCAUCGGCGACCAAGCGGAGAUGAUCAGCCCUGCAUCCUUUGCGGAGCGGCAGCCCUGGGCCGGCGGAGGAGGGCCCCGGGGCGCCGACGAGGCGGCGCGCCCUGGCGCCGGGGAGAAGGGCUUCGGGGUGCUGCUCAAGGAUGCCGUCGACGACUCCGAGCAGUUCGUGGGGGAGAUCGCCGACGACACCACGGCGUGCGGGACCGAGGGCGUCCUGUCUCCCAGGACCCCGGGCGCUGUGAGCCCAGGGAGGUUCGAUGUCGUGGGCAUCGUCGCAGGCGCAGCCCAGGCAGCCGAGCGGCCCGACUUCACAGGCUCCUGGCGCUGCAUCCGGGUGGAGGGCGAAAUUCAUCAGUUUCUCAUUGACAUGGGCAUGUCGCCCAUAAAGUGCGAGGCGGCGAGAACUGCCCGGUACGGAGCAGGCUACCAGUUACAGACGAUAUCUCAGGACGGCGACCACUUUUCCGUGAUUGACCAUCUGAAGACGACUAACACGAUGACGUGUCAAAUUGGCCUUGGCCCUCAAACAUCCUGCGACUUGGAGGGCAGGAAGGUCACCAUCACGCCAACGUGGGACGGCCAGACCCUUUGCGUCGAGACCAUGACUGGAAGUGGAAAGCUGUUUGCGACCAGCCGGCGCUUCUAUGACGGAGACGAGAUGGUGUUGGAAAUCACAUCGCCCAACGGCACCACUACAAGGCGCAUCUUCUGCAAGAAGGAUUCGACGAAGCCGCCUCGCGCGACUUGUUCGACACGGCUUAGCAUAUCGACCGUGACGUCAUGA